AUGGCCGAGCACGUCGAGUACGUCGCCAAGCACUUUAGCCUCACACACAUUGUGUACGGGGCCGACGACCCGCUUGGCAUUCCCCUCGCCUUACUCUCCCUCUCUCCCAUCUUCCUGUUUGUCGCCUACUUUGCUCUGGUGGUCUUUGGCCGCCGCCUCUCGCUCCUCCUUCUCGCCGGAGGCUCAGUGUUCAACGAAGCCUUUUCACUGGCAUUGAAGCGCCUGCUCCGCGAACCACGGCCGUUCCCGGACCGCCCCCAUGUAGGCGACGGGUACGGCAUGCCCUCGAGCCACGCGCAGGCUGGCGCCUUCCUGUUCGCCUGGGGUGUGGGCUACGCUCUCUCUCUUGACAAGAGGUAUCCUGCCGCGGCGGUGAGCGACGGUAUCAAGAUGGUCCGUCGUGUGCGUACAGGCGUGUACCUCUUUGGCCUCUUGGCUUGGUCCCUCUGCGUCGCGUACUCGAGGUUCGCCCUGCAUUACCACUCUGUGCCCCAGAUCGUGGCAGGCUACGCCGCUGGCAUCAUUGCUGGCGCCAGCUGGUACACUGCGACAGAGUACAUCCCGCGCGUGUACCCCACCUCUAUCCCGGGCCGUAUUCGCUCCGGUAUCGAAUGCGUCUGGGUCGGUGUCGGCGGCAUUGGCGGGUGGCAAGUGGGUGGCGCGGACGGCGGGUGGGGAGAAGGCCCACUGUUUGUCAACAGCGCCGCCACCAAGAAGAACCAAUAG
This is a messenger RNA of Apiotrichum porosum, 726 nucleotides long. RefSeq lists its product as uncharacterized. The transcript has 2 exons. The record is from RefSeq and is a predicted model, not a curated record. NCBI's taxonomy places the organism in Eukaryota, Fungi, Basidiomycota, Tremellomycetes, Trichosporonales, Trichosporonaceae. Gene Ontology annotation, molecular function: sphingosine-1-phosphate phosphatase activity. Bases 1 to 726 code for a protein of 241 amino acids.